GUCUCUGAACCUUUUCAACACAUGAAGUUGAGUGAUGACAAGAAAGUAAGCGGUAACAGCCAAAACCAACUUCACAGAGAUCUAAGAGGUGCAAAAGCAUCCAAAAAGCCAGGAACAGGACCAGUACAGCGAACAAGGUCUGCUGUGGAUUAUGUCACUUACAACGACAUGUUUCUGAAGAUCAGUCAGGGAGAUGAAGGUCCAGCAAUCUACGAAAUGUUUGCGACUCCAGUUUAUGAAAAUCUUAGAGUAGACAGUUCUGCGGAGAGAACCAGACAGGUCCAUACAGCACUUCAAGUUAAAAGACAAACCAAUGGAAAACUGAAGGGCCAAAAAACAGUGGAGGUUAACCGAAGGAAACAAGCUCAAUCAGAGAGAUCCAGUCGAGCUAAACACAGGCAACUCAAGCGGAGGGAUACUGUUAACAAAGGAAUAAGGAAAAACCCACCUUUUUCAGAGAAUAAAUGCCAUGUCCUUGUAACUUCUGCUCGUGCAGCAGUCCAGCUGAAUAUAUCCAAAAUGCACAUCGAGGGAGAUGGAAGGGAAUUAUCAACCGCAGAGAGACAACAUACUUCCAUACUAUCAGUGAUUGAGGAAGUACUUUCCAACACUGUAUCCAAAACUCUCAUAAAGGAAAUAAUACAUCAAGAACAAACUCCAAUUGAUGCAAGUUCCAAAAGUGAACCUGAAGUAUUACAUGAAACCAAAUUGCCAUCGCAGCCUCUUAUCAAUACCUGGACAAGUGACGGAACAGUCUCACCAGUGUACCAAAGCCUUCUAGAUGAGGUUGGCGAUGGACCUCUCACAGAUGACUUGUUGAGGUCUUUGGCAGAGGAGUUGAUCUCACUCGAGAGAAGAGAUUUUGAAACACUCAAGACUGAAAAGGAAUAUAGCACAGAGUUCAAACAUAAUCUGCCUUCAAGAUUUAGAAUGUUUUUAAAUGAGGGUUCAUCCUCAGGUGAACUGCAUUACACCAAUGGAUCUUGCUCAGAUGAUGCCAUCACAUGGACAAAAGGAGAGGUUCUGGGUAAAGGAGCUUAUGGAACAGUGUAUUGUGGGCUAACCAGUCAAGGUCAGCUGAUUGCAGUAAAACAAGUGGCACUGGAUGCUUCAACUUCAGAGAUGGCAGAAAAAGAGUAUGAACGCCUGGAGAGAGAGGUGGAUCUUCUCAAGACCCUUCAUCAUACUAACAUUGUUGGUUUCUUGGGCACAGCUCUCUGUGAGAAUGCUGUUAGCAUCUUCAUGGAGUAUGUUCCAGGGGGCUCCAUCUCAAACAUCUUGAGCCAGUUUGGACCCUUGCCAGAGAAGGUCUUUGUUCUAUACACUCGACAAAUUCUGGAAGGUGUUGCCUAUCUUCAUGCCAACAGGGUCAUCCAUAGAGAUCUGAAGGGGAACAACAUUAUGCUUAUGCCCAACGGAGUGGUCAAGCUAAUCGACUUUGGUUGUGCUCGCCGUCUUAGCUGUCUUCAGACUUCAGCUGGAAGUAAGAGUGACCUUCUGAAGUCUGUGCAUGGUACUCCAUACUGGAUGGCACCAGAGGUGAUAAGUGAGACAGGUCAUGGACGAAAAUCAGACAUCUGGAGCAUUGGCUGCACUGUGUAUGAAAUGGCCACAGGAAAGCCACCCCUCGCUCACAUGAACAAGAUAGCAGCCCUCUUUUACAUUGGGGCUCAAAAGGGCUUAAUGCCAUCUCUGACUGAUGACUUCACUACACAUGCAAAAGGAUUUGUCAAGGCUUGCCUAACCAGAGAUCCAAAGCAACGACCUUCAGCAGAGGAACUGUUAAGACAUGCAUUCCUCUCUCAUCACAGCCAAGCCUGCAGUAGGCAAAUGAACUGAAAACUUAAUUCACCAAAUCAAAAAGUGACUUUUAAAAACAAUUGUGAGGCAACAAUUUAACAUGGAGAAAAAUGUAAUUUAUAACAGUGAAUUAGUCUGGAACUGGAAAUAGUCAGAUGUGCCAAUAAGUUCUUAAUGCAAUAAAUGAUCACAUAAAGACUGAGGUUAAGGUAGUGGAAACCAUGGAAUUUUUUAUUAAAUCUAAAUAAUAAAAAAAAAAAAAGUAGUGCCAGGGUUUGCACUUGCCUUAUCCAACUGCAAUUCAGCGAUCCAUAGUAAAAUGAUGAUUUUACAAUGCUGGCCUCAUUUACCAAUAUCUUCACACUAAAAAGUAUCAAAAAAAAAAAAAAAAUGAAAACCAUUCAUCCGUAUUCAGAAAUAAUGUUAAGGGCCUGUGAAAGCCCAGAUCUCUUUGGGUAAGUACUGUGAUAAUGAACUCAAUCUCCUUUUACUCACGUAUGUUUCUGGUCAUUUAUUAAAGGCUACUGCUUCAAGCCAAGAAAUAUAUAAAAUGCACUUCACAGCGAAGGUUAUGUAAACUUCAUAGAACUAUACUUUUUGAGGCACAGCCUUUGGCAUCCAGCUUAAGGUCAUCUUGACGUUCAAAAAAGGUACAAAUUGCAUGGCCCCUGACAACAUGCCAGGUAAUUGGCAGGGUGUGGAUUGCCUGCUAGUUUACCCUCUCCUGAUAGCAACAUGGAACACCAGUUCUAGAGCACAUCACUGGAAGGCAGCGCUAGAAUUCCCAAUGUGAUAAAUUCUAACACUGAGUCACAAAACCCCCCCUACCCCAAUAUAUAUAUAUAUAUUUUUUUUUUUACAAGCAGCUCCAAACCUGAGAAGUUAUGGUACAGCUUUUAACAUACGAGAAUGUAUGUAAAUUUUUCUUCACAAUCAGUAAACAACUAUCUCAUCCCUUUCAUUAUUAACAUGCAGCUCACAUAGAAGGUAUCAGAUGAGGGAAAAGGAAA
Messenger RNA from Carassius auratus (goldfish), 2810 nucleotides. Its product is annotated as mitogen-activated protein kinase kinase kinase 19-like. NCBI's taxonomy places the organism in Eukaryota, Metazoa, Chordata, Actinopteri, Cypriniformes, Cyprinidae. The record is from RefSeq and is a predicted model, not a curated record. Gene Ontology annotation, molecular function: protein kinase activity; ATP binding. Gene Ontology annotation, biological process: protein phosphorylation.